Babjeviella inositovora NRRL Y-12698 is the source of this 1838-nucleotide messenger RNA. RefSeq lists its product as uncharacterized. The transcript has a single exon. The coding region runs from base 161 to 1555 and encodes 464 amino acids. The record is from RefSeq and is a predicted model, not a curated record. Lineage: Eukaryota; Fungi; Ascomycota; Pichiomycetes; Serinales. Gene Ontology annotation, cellular component: membrane.
CAGUCGCGUGGUGCAUACGUGUUCACGCGCACGUGGAAAAUAUCAAACCAUAUUUACGUCCUAGUAUGGUCACUCUAAUCGACCAUCCAGCUAUUCCGCACUGACACCCAUCGCUAAUAUUCAGCUGGUCCUCCCCCUCCCCUCUCAUUGGUCUCCAACAAUGUAUCUCUCGCCCUCGAUGAAACGCACGCUAACCCUCGUGCUGGCCACCUUCUUGGGGCUUGUGUGUGGAACAGUCUACUUAUACAGCUCCUACAGUCCGCAGUUCGCAGCCCGCUUGGGCUACACGGUGUCACAACUGUCAGCCAUCGCAAUGGUGGGUACCAUGGGCUCCGCGCUCUCGGGCCCCGUUGCGGGGCUCGUGGUGGACACCUGUGGCUACACCCUUUCGCUCGUGACGGGUGGUACGCUCAUCGUCGCGGGCUACGUCGGGAUGAAGUUCCAGUACGACCAAACCGCCUCCAGCGUUCUUUUCUCGUGUGUACUCUACUUCAUGGUGGGCGCGGGGUCCACCUUUAUCAACUCCGCGAACUUGAAAUGCUGCGCGGUCACGUUUCCCGGGAUCAAGGGCAUUGCGACGGCGCUUCCGCUCCUGAUGUACGGGCUCAGCGCGUCCGUGUUUUCCUUCUUAGGGUCUGUCUUUGUUCCAGGUGACACGUCGCGCUUCUUGGGGCUCUUGGCGGUGGUGAAUGCCGCCAUCUUCGUGGUGUGCGCGCCGCUUGUGUGUAUGUGCGACGACGUGAAGAGUCGCUCGUCAGGGCGCGAUACACCUAAAAUGUUGGAGCUCGAGACGUUCACGUCCGCAAAUAUGCUGCCGCGCGUGGCACAUGUGGCCCCGGAAAUCACUGGCAGCGCGCUUUUCCGCGACCCUAAGUUCUGGGGGCUCUUUAUCGCGCUUGGCGUGUUUGCGGGCUUGGGCCAGAUGUACAUUUUUUCCGUCGGCUUCAUGGUCUCCGCGCUCACCGGCGGCUACGACUUCCUCGUAACCCAUCCCAGUGCCGUCACCCUCAUCCAGCAGGAGCAGCAAUAUCAAGUUGCGGUGCUCUCGGUCGCGAACUGCGCAGGUCGCAUUGUGAGUGGUGCCGUCGGUGACCUCGUGACGCGGCGCUUCCUGCAGCUGCGCAUUGUCGUGUUGCUUGUGCCUGCUGUGGGCUUUGUCGUAAGCCAACUCUUGGGCGCGCGCAUGCCGUUGAAGGACUUGUGGCUCGAGUCGGCGCUCACCGGGGUGGUCUAUGGGUUUACCUAUUGUGUGUUUCCGUUGACGGUGGCCGAUAUGUUUGGGAUGGCGAACUAUUCGUUGAACUGGGGGAUUGUGGGUCUUGCGCCCAUCCUCCCGGCGUACAUGUACAACAGCUACUUUGGAAAGGUCUACGAUGCGAACGUGGUGGAGAAGGAGUUUAACGGAGCGAUUAUUAAGGCAUGCAAUAUUGGGCGUGACUGCUAUGACAAGGUGUUUUAUAGGAACUUGUGGAGCGCGUUUGUGGGUGCCGUGAUGGUUAUCUGGCUUGUCUGGAGGGUGGCGGAGGAACAAAGAAAGACGUCGAGAAGGGAAUAGGGUCGAGGCAAGGUUCCAAAUAAAUGGAGAGACAACUUUGUGGUUUUUUCGAAAGCUUUGGCUGGAAGAGCUGAGCUCAAAAUUGACGGUUGAGCAUAAGGCCUAGAAAAUGUUCUACUUGGAAGACGUUACGAGUUAGUGUUACUCAGGAUGCCGAUAAAUUGCUGACAGUUCUGACAAUAGAUGGCUAUUCAGCUCUUGGAAUUAAUGAAAACCAUCAAAGGAGUGCUAACAAUAUCAGUUGACCACCUUUUUGUGAGUGGUUUUGACCACUAAGGAUUUG